AUGCACCCGCAGUACGACCGCGGUACGCGCGCAAGUAUAGUAACUCGCCAGAGUUUCCCCGCUUCACAACAUAGCGCUGGUAGCGAGAAGCCCAGAGUAGAUUCACACAAGUCGCUGGACGACUGUGGGAACACGCCGUUGGCUACAGACUCGUACCAAGUGGAAGAACCUGAGGGAGAACAGACUCAUGCAUCUGGCCAGUUGUGGCCACAGCUAGUCAGUUGUAUGAGGAGCUGA
Mycosarcoma maydis (corn smut) is the source of this 237-nucleotide messenger RNA. RefSeq lists its product as uncharacterized. The transcript has a single exon. Lineage: Eukaryota; Fungi; Basidiomycota; Ustilaginomycetes; Ustilaginales. The coding region runs from base 1 to 237 and encodes 78 amino acids. The record is from RefSeq and is a predicted model, not a curated record.